AUGGUGCUAGAACUCGAAUUCAUCUCCAACUGGAUCCAGAUCAACGACAUCUACACGAGAUACGUCCAUGCCGCGGACGACUGUGACUUCGAUGCACUAGAUAAGCUGUUUCUGGACGAGACUACAUUCGACUGGUCGUCCGAGACGAACCCGCUGCCAUUGGUUACUUGGGCAUCCCUGCGCGAGGCUCAAGCAUUUCCACUGCAGAGUGUGCUUCCUUGGGCUUUCCAUAUCUGCGGCAACGUGCGAAUUGAUAUCUCUGCGGGAGGCAAGACGGCCGAAACGAAAUCUAAGACAAUCAUGCCGUGUGGUUCAGGCGAGCAGUCGACACAACGACAAAAGUUCUUCCAGGUCAAUGGGGAAUAUGUUGAUCGGCUUGUCAAAGUUGAAGACGGUUGGCGCAUCGUAUCACGGAAAUGGCUGGAAAGAUUUGCUAUUGGUGUGUUUGAUAAGGUUGAAGAUAUACCGGGCGAGCUGGGUAUCGAACCGUCGCGUCAGUAA
Messenger RNA from Cercospora beticola, 501 nucleotides. RefSeq names its product nuclear transport factor 2 family protein. Lineage: Eukaryota; Fungi; Ascomycota; Dothideomycetes; Mycosphaerellales; Mycosphaerellaceae. The record is from RefSeq and is a predicted model, not a curated record.